This is a messenger RNA of Nicrophorus vespilloides, 990 nucleotides long. RefSeq names its product pre-mRNA-splicing factor 38A (gene Prp38). NCBI's taxonomy places the organism in Eukaryota, Metazoa, Arthropoda, Insecta, Coleoptera, Silphidae. The transcript is spliced from 2 exons. The record is from RefSeq and is a predicted model, not a curated record. Gene Ontology annotation, cellular component: precatalytic spliceosome. Bases 86 to 955 code for a protein of 289 amino acids.
UUUUGUUAUUCGAGAUUGAGGUUAAGUACGGAUAGUUUGUUGCUGAUGUUUGUGUUGGUGAAUUUCAAUAGUUUGUAAGUAAAAAAUGGCAAAUAGAACCGUGAAGGACGCAAAGUCCAUCCACGGAACGAAUCCGCAGUAUUUGGUGGAGAAAAUUAUCAGAACGAGAAUAUACGAUUCAAAGUAUUGGAAGGAAGAGUGUUUUGCCUUGACCGCAGAACUUCUUGUGGACAAAGCCAUGGAAUUAAGAUUUGUAGGUGGAGUACACAGCGGUAACAUAAAACCCACUCCAUUCCUGUGCCUCACCUUGAAGAUGCUUCAAAUCCAACCGGAGAAAGAUAUUGUGGUGGAGUUUAUAAAGAAUGAGGAAUUCAAAUAUGUCAGAGCAUUGGGUGCAUUCUACAUGAGAUUGACUGGUUCUUCACUGGACUGUUACAAAUAUUUGGAGCCUUUGUAUAAUGACAACAGGAAGUUGAGGAGGCAGAAUCGACAGGCUCAAUUUGAAAUUGUGCACAUGGACGAGUAUAUUGAUGAGCUGCUUAGGGAGGAGAGGGUGUGUGAUGUUAUAUUACCGCGUCUGCAAAAGCGACAUGUUCUGGAGGAAACCAAUGAGUUGGAUGCAAAAACAUCGGCGCUUGAAGAUGAUCUGGAUGAGGAGAUCGAGUUGGAGGAAGAAAAGUAUAAGAUUGAGGAGCCGGUGGUGAAGGAGGAGAAAGAGAGACAUAGGGAACGGAAGAGGGAACGCAGCAGAUCCAGAGAACGUAACCGGUCGAGGGAUAGGAACGACAAACACAAGAGAGAUGAGAAACGUGAUCGCAGGGAUAAGGAUAGGAGACGGGACGAGGAUAGGAAACGGGAUGACAGGAAACGCGACAGUCGUAGGGAUGAUGAUCGCGAGAGGAGGGAUCGAAGGGACGAGAGAAAGCGGGACGACGACAGGAAGAACUAUAGAUAGUAUUUAUAUAUGAGGUUAAUAAAUUGUAUACAGGC